Messenger RNA from Neoarius graeffei (lesser salmon catfish), 4297 nucleotides. RefSeq names its product TLE family member 3, transcriptional corepressor a (gene tle3a). Gene Ontology annotation, biological process: negative regulation of canonical Wnt signaling pathway; regulation of DNA-templated transcription. Bases 493 to 2790 code for a protein of 765 amino acids. The transcript has 21 exons. The record is from RefSeq and is a predicted model, not a curated record. Gene Ontology annotation, cellular component: nucleus; transcription regulator complex. Gene Ontology annotation, molecular function: protein binding; transcription corepressor activity. NCBI's taxonomy places the organism in Eukaryota, Metazoa, Chordata, Actinopteri, Siluriformes, Ariidae.
GGGAGGGCAGCAGCAGAGCUGGAUGGAGAGGAAACGUGAGAGCGGACUACAGCGGUACACUUACAACCUUUCCUGAAGCUUUUCAGAAAAAUCGGAAGUACAUUUUGGCACGACUUUCUUUUUUUUUUUUUUGGGUGGGGGGGCGGAUUACGAGUCAGAGGAGUUUUGUGUGGUGAAGUGAGUGAGUGAGUGAGUGAGCGAGCGAGCUGGACUCGGGACCUGCAGCCGGAGGAGCGGUUUGUUUGGGAGAAACGCGGAGAUGGUUUCUGUCUGUCGCUGACACUGAAACAUGAACAUUUUCGACGCUUGGGCGACAUAAACGCGGUCGAGGCUGCCUCGGAGUUCUCUGGACAGCGGUUCCGGGGGUUAAAGUGGCUUUCGGAACCGUUUGGAGACGCGAAAGCAGCUCUGGCUGAUGUGCUGAAUUACACUGGAUCAUCUCAUCUCAUUUCCAUCCAGCAAAGCUCUGAGAAAUAAAGGAUACAUUUCAAGAUGUAUCCGCAGGGCCGGCAUCCGGCGCCCCACCAGCCUGGUCAGCCAGGCUUUAAAUUCACUGUGGCGGAAUCGUGCGACAGAAUCAAGGAUGAAUUUCAGUUCCUGCAAGCUCAGUAUCACAGUCUUAAGGUGGAGUAUGACAAAUUGGCCAACGAGAAGACAGAGAUGCAGCGCCACUAUGUCAUGUACUAUGAGAUGUCCUAUGGGCUGAACAUUGAAAUGCACAAACAGACUGAGAUUGCUAAAAGGCUUAACGCAAUUCUAGUUCAGAUCAUGCCCUUUCUGUCACAAGAGCACCAACAGCAGGUUGCACAAGCUGUUGAACGUGCCAAGCAAGUGACAAUGACUGAGCUGAAUGCCAUCAUCGGGGUACGUGGACUUCCCAAUCUGCCUCUCACCCAGCAGCUCCAGGCGCAGCACCUGUCUCAUGCUGCCCACGGCCCUGUAGCUCUGCCCCCACACCCCUCAGGACUGCAACCCCCGGGCAUCCCCCCUGUCACAGGUACUGGCUCAGGCCUGCUGGCACUGGGAGCACUGGGCAGCCAGCCCCACCUGCCUGUGAAGGACGAGAAGAACCACCAUGACCUGGAGCACAGAGAGAGCACGAACAACUCCAUUUCCCCAUCUGACAGCCUGCGUACUGCCAGCGAGAAGCAUCGUGGUUCCUCUGACUAUAGCCUGGAUUCCAAGAAGCGCAAAAUGGAAGAGAAGGACAACAUGAGCAGAUAUGAUAGUGAUGGAGACAAAAGUGAUGAUCUUGUGGUUGACGUUUCUAACGAGGACCCUGCGACACCUCGAGGCAGCCCAGCACACUCCCCACCAGAAAAUGGCAUUGACAAGCCCCGCCCCCCCAAAAAAGAUACACCUAAUAGUCCUGCUUCAGUGGCCUCAUCUGGCAGCACACCGUCUUCCAAAACCAAGGAACACGGCCAUAAUGACAAAUCAUCCACACCUGGUCUCAAAUCUAAUACUCCCACUCCUCGGAAUGAUGCCCCAACCCCCGGCACCAGCACCACCCCAGGGUUGCGGCCCAUCCUGGGCAAACCGCCCAUGGAAGCGCUGGCUGCUCCUGCGCUGCGCACUCCCCUUUCCAUUGCUGGCUCUUACCCAGCUCCUUUUGCCAUGAUGGGCCACCAUGAGAUGAAUGGCUCACUCACAAGCCCUGGGGUCUACGCUGGCCUACACAUAUCUCCCCAGAUGAGUGCGGCUGCCGCUGCUGCAUAUGGCCGUCCAUCCAUUGCUGGUUUUGAUCAUCCUCAUAUGAGAGCCCCAGGCCUCCCUGCAAGCCUCACGUCAAUCUCUGGAGGAAAGCCGGCCUACUCAUUCCAUGUCAGUGCUGAUGGGCAGAUGCAGCCUGUGCCCUUCCCUCCUGAUGCUCUGAUGGGCCCUGGGAUCCCACGCCACGCCCGCCAGAUCAACACCCUAAGCCACGGCGAGGUGGUGUGUGCGGUCACCAUCAGCAACCCUACACGUCACGUCUACACUGGAGGCAAGGGCUGUGUGAAGAUCUGGGAUAUCAGCCAGCCUGGUAGCAAGAGUCCUGUGUCCCAGCUAGACUGUCUGAACCGGGACAACUACAUCCGUUCCUGCAAGCUGUUGCCUGACGGCCGUACGCUGAUCGUGGGUGGUGAAGCAAGUACCCUGACCAUCUGGGAUUUGGCCUCGCAGACGCCACGCAUCAAGGCUGAGCUGACCUCAUCAGCCCCGGCCUGCUAUGCUCUGGCCAUCAGCCCUGAUGCCAAGGUCUGCUUCUCCUGUUGUAGUGAUGGCAACAUUGCUGUCUGGGACCUCCAUAAUCAGACGCUUGUCAGGCAGUUUCAAGGCCACACAGAUGGCGCCAGCUGCAUUGACAUCUCUCAUGAUGGCACUAAGCUGUGGACGGGUGGCCUGGACAACACUGUGCGCUCGUGGGACCUCAGAGAGGGGCGGCAGCUGCAGCAACAUGAUUUCACCUCUCAGAUCUUCUCACUGGGCUACUGCCCAACGGGUGAGUGGCUGGCUGUGGGCAUGGAGAGCAGCAAUGUGGAGGUGCUCCACCACACCAAGCCAGACAAGUAUCAGCUCCAUCUGCAUGAGAGCUGUGUGCUGUCUCUCAAAUUCGCCUACUGUGGUAAAUGGUUCGUGAGCACUGGGAAGGACAAUCUGUUGAACGCAUGGAGGACUCCCUACGGCGCCAGCAUAUUCCAGUCAAAGGAAUCAUCCUCAGUCCUGAGUUGUGACAUCUCUGCAGAUGACAAGUACAUUGUCACCGGCUCUGGUGACAAGAAGGCCACAGUGUAUGAGGUGAUCUACUAGGCAGAGAACAGAGUGGAGAAGUUCAACCCAUGUUGAAAAGAGGAAACGGGGAACAGUGUGAGGGGAAACCAUGCGCCUUUUUUCCUCCUAGCCAGAUAAACAGUUCAGCACCUGUCUACCUGACUCUCAUCCCUCAUCAUCCCUUUCUUCAUGGACUGUGACUAACAACAGCCUGGACUAGUCAGAUAAUGGACUGUUUUAAAACUAGGACUUGAACUAGUCUGGUGGGGACUGGGCAGCCUUUAGCCCCGUCACUAAAGCUUCUUACUCGCUCAUUCCUUGCCCACUACACCCAACAUGGAGCAUUUGGCAUUAGAGAAGAGUAUCUUGUGGGGUUUUUUUUGGGUGUUUUUUUUUUUUUUUUUUUUAAACAAGGUAAGAAUGUUGCAGCAUGAAGCGGUGCUUCGUUCUGAAACUUUAUUCAUGUGGAGGUUCUGUGAAAAGUGUACAUAAUGGAGUAUUAAAAGGCCUUUUAUAGAUUUAUAUUUUGGUGUUCAGUUACACUCUCAAUGGUUCUUUCUCGCUCACCCUCUCCUUGAUGCUUUGUUUUUUCCGCUGGGGUUUGGAAAUUAGAUUAGGACGUUUAUUAUUAUUAUUUUUUUUUUCUAAGGAUAUUCUGUCUUUUGUUCCUGAGAAGUUAAUUUUAUGAGCUGACCUUUUAUGGAAAUCUAAUUUACCCUCCUCCCUUCCUCUGAAAGAAGAAAAAAAAAAAAUCAGCUGGAUCAUAUUUCAGGGAUGUGUGGUGUUGGUGUUUUUUUUUUUGUUUUUUUUUUUUUUGUGUUCUCCCCCGCCCCCCCUUUUCUCUCCCUUUCCCCCUGGGGGGACCCCUGUGGACCUUUUUUUUUUUUUUUUUUUUUUUUUUUUCCCCUCGGCGUGGUGGAGAGCCCCUGCCUAUAAACUCUUCCUGUGAGCACCUGAGGCUGAUGUCUGGCAGAAAGGGAAGCUUGGGAGGAUGGACGCUCUAUAUUUAAAAAAAAAAAAAUAAUAAUAAGCGAUACUUCUAGCCUCCUAUAAGUGGCCUCCUAGGAGAUGGUUGCCACAAGAGGGGAGGGGCCAAACAAGGUAGCUGUAGAAAAGGCAUGUGUGUACUGAGUGACAGGAAGAGCCUUCCCCUGACCUGUGACCUUCAUUACAUUGGUGUGUUGACAGGACUCAGCAUUUUGUCUUGUAAUGGAUGAACAUGAUUUAAUCAAUUGGUUAGUAUUUCCUCAUUCCCCUUUCUUUGGAGCCUCUUUGGAAUUUGUGUGCAUUGUGUCCCAUAUGCAAAAAGCACAGAGUUAGUUUGUCUGUCUGUAGCUACACCAAACAAAGCAUAAUGUUCAAGUUAGACAUGCAGACAUUAAUCAGACAAUUUGUCGACUUACUCAUCGUACUACACUGUCUCCUGCCUUACAAAGUCAGCGGAUACAGUCAUGUCUUAAAACACACACCAAAGUAUGUAGCAAACUGUGUUGUCACUGAAGAUAUGUACAGUUGUGGAUAUUUCAAUAAACUGUUUUUGUAAAAA